Molecule: messenger RNA, 597 nt
Organism: Pochonia chlamydosporia 170
Lineage: Eukaryota; Fungi; Ascomycota; Sordariomycetes; Hypocreales; Clavicipitaceae
Product: glyoxalase bleomycin resistance protein dioxygenase
Exons: 1
Coding region: 1-597 (198 amino acids)
Source: RefSeq, a predicted model, not a curated record
AUGAUCAAGGAACCAGCCAGUAAUGAAUCUGCGGGCGAAAAAGUCUUAAGUCCACAGAAGCUCGCGCACGUGGUGUUGCGAUCCUCAGACAAGGAGAGCAUGACCCGUUUCUACGAAACUUUUCUGGGAGGACGAAUAGUCUUCACAAAUGAGGCUCUCUCAUUUAUUACGUACGACGAAGAACACCACCGCAUCGCCAUCCUCCAAGUGCCCGGAACUGAGCCAAAAAACAAGAAGAGUUGCGGUCUGGAGCAUAUUGCGUUCACCUACCCAACGCUAAAAGAUCUUUUCACCGCAUACAGACAACGAAAGGCACACAAAAUACUUCCAAUUUGGUCCGUCAAUCAUGGCGCAACGACAAGUAUUUAUUAUAGGGACCCAGAUGGUAACAUGCUCGAAACACAAGUCGACAACUUCGAUACCAACGAAAAGACCAACAACUUUGCCCUUAGCGGGUAUUUUGCUGAGAACCCCGUUGGCACUGAUAUUGAUCCGGAGGAUAUGAUGAGAAGACUGGAAAAUGGAGAGUCCGAGGAGGUCCUAAAACGCCGGGUAGAGAUUGGACCUCGGAGUGUGCCUGAUCUUGAUGAGAUGUAG